Molecule: messenger RNA, 303 nt
Organism: Ilex paraguariensis (yerba mate)
Lineage: Eukaryota; Viridiplantae; Streptophyta; Magnoliopsida; Aquifoliales; Aquifoliaceae
Source: the annotation of a GenBank genome assembly
AUGUGCAUUAUCAGCAAAGGGAGUGGGGCAGUGGCUGACGAUCUGGCGGUGGCAGUGGUGAACGGUGGGGCUGCGGUGGUGUCUGUGGGAUGGGUUUCGUGGGACGUGGGUGGCUGCGGGAUGGUUUCAGUUAACCAUAGCAAUCUGCAAGAUCGUCCCAAGCUUCAUGGCGGUUUCUCGCAAUCGGUGGUGUGGCCGGAUUUGGUUGUGCGCGCCGAUCAGGUUGGGCGCUGGGUUUUGGGAAUGAGUUCGGGCGGGGAGAGGAUGAACGAUGGAAGUAGUGGGAACGUGUUUGGUGGCUGA